AAAUAUAAACAACAAUUUGCAAUCAACAAAAUACUAGGAAUAAAUAUAUUGUUUUGAGUCGACGUAGAAUGUAGAUAUCAGUUAGAUUUGUGUAAUGAACACAUUAUAAAUAUUGUUUUAGUUUUCUUUCAUAAUGACGUUUUCUACUACUUCGAUGUUGUGAAUUAUGUAUAAAUUUUGCAAUAUGUGUACCUUCUUGCCCUUAAGGAUUGCCUUAAAAGAUUCUUUAAUUUUAAUCCUUUUAGUUAUAUUCAAUACAAUCCAUGUAACAGACUUGGCAAAUAAUGACAUGGAUAUUCAAAGUAAACAUAGCAAAACAAAAGAAGAUGCAAAUAAUAAACUAGUAAAUUUUAACAGUAAUGAUGAAUAUUUGAAAAACUGCCCACUGGAUCAAGAUAAUGCACCCGAGUGCUUGUCUCUCAACUACCCAUGUAUUAAUUGUAACAGAGAUAUUGAUUGUGUCUAUGGAAGUGUAUACAAUUACACUUGUGUCGUCAAAUCGAAGAUCAUAUGUAAUGGUUCCAAAACUUUCAAUAGAACAGCAAUGUGUCGCUUCUGCUAUCAAACUGAGAAAUGGGAACAUCGCUGUGAACAAAAAGCUAACUGUAAUUCAUUGGCUUCACCAACAAGGUUCUACUUGACUAAUUGCACUGUUUCGGAUGAUGUGUUGUGCUUAGGAAAACGAAGGUUUUUGAAGAAAGUUCGAUGUUCCUGGACAUCGGGGACUAGAUGGGGCACUGCUCUCAUCCUUGCACUAACUCUUGGUGGAUUUGGUGCAGAUAGAUUUUAUCUUGGACACUGGCAAGAAGGUAUUGGAAAACUCUUUAGUUUUGGAGGACUAGGAGUUUGGACUCUAGUAGAUGCACUCCUUAUUGGCAUUCACCAUCUUGGUCCAGCUGAUGGAUCUGUUUAUAUUUAAUUUAGUAGGCUUAAUUAUUAACUGUUUAAUGAUGUUGUAAUAAAAUAUUAUAUUUUUUGUU
Messenger RNA from Vanessa tameamea, 980 nucleotides. RefSeq names its product TM2 domain-containing protein almondex (gene amx). Lineage: Eukaryota; Metazoa; Arthropoda; Insecta; Lepidoptera; Nymphalidae. The coding region runs from base 167 to 919 and encodes 250 amino acids. The record is from RefSeq and is a predicted model, not a curated record. The transcript is spliced from 4 exons.